This is a messenger RNA of Cladocopium goreaui, 1247 nucleotides long. Lineage: Eukaryota; Dinophyceae; Suessiales; Symbiodiniaceae. The record is from the annotation of a GenBank genome assembly.
CAGGUGGCUUCCAAACACAGAUCUACAGCCGUUUGGAGGAUGUGCCCAAGGGACCUGCAAGUCAUGAUCGACACACUAGCAAUGUGACACACUAGCAACUGUUUCCGUUUGGCAUACUGUAGGCGGAAACUAAAAACUGCCCCUGCUUUAAAACUCUUGACAUGUUGAUCGUCAGCCAAUUCUCAACGCCUUGCUUCACCACAGUCACAGGAGAAGGACCUCAUGGUGGGGCUGGCAAACUUGCACGCCCCACGAAGCAGUGAAACAAUACAAAGAGAUCUUCACAGAAAAUUAGAAACGCAUUGCGACUAUUGAAGUUGCUGCGACUGUUGCGACUUUGCAGUCUUUGAGUCUUGUGUCGAUUUCCCCGAUUACAGCAAUUGCAGGCUCGCUUUGGGAUAUCACUACUUGAAGGAAAGACGUUAGAGAAGCCCCUUCAUAACACAAAAGCUGUACCCAGAGAGGGUGCAUACUUUAACAUGCUGCAGCAGACCUACUGGUUGGCUCUGCACGUGUGGCUUGUCCAUUCCAAGCAGCAUAUGAUUCAGGAGAACGAAGGUCUCUUUGGAAGCGCCAUUUGCGCCUUGAUUACGAGAAGAGUGUUUGAAUGGUCUUGGCUGAUAGUCCGGCUAUGGCUCAAGCAAGAGGACGUCCCGGCGAUGAGCAUUGGGACAGAGCUUGAGCACUUCAUGGAAUAUGUCUUUGGAUUUUGUGCUGCUCUGGACGAGGCCUUUUUGCAGGAGGCACCUGAGGGCUCUGCCAAAGCUGUCAGGGUACAGGACAAUGAGCUGAAAGAAGGUCAAGUUGGUCUUGUUCCCUGUGUCAAGGAAGUUCUUUGGACAAACGUAUUUUUCGGAGCUUGUGCACGCGACCACCAACACUUGGAAGAACUUGCGGUCUACUUGAUCCGGCAAAGAAUAGCACUUGAAGCUCUUCCGCGCACUGCCUUCUUGACUGGGAGGAUGACGUGGGCAGACUUCCCACUGAAGGGUCAGUGAUGCCAGAUUCUUCUUGUCCGACUCCUUUGCAACAUUGACUGUCAGCAGAAAAACUUUCUACUCUCUGCUUUUUCAUUGUAAACCUUUGUUUGUUUUGUUGCUUGGCAAAUUCAAUUUUCGAGUGCCCCAAGGAGUCAGGGGCCCCCAAACUGUAAAGAGACAUUUUUGGACGUUUGAUGGAACAGGACUUUGAGCAAGGAACCAAAAUUGAUGUUCCCUCAAGUUCUGAACCAAUUCUGUUAGCUGCAG